Messenger RNA from Penicillium lagena, 1452 nucleotides. Its product is annotated as pyridoxal phosphate-dependent aminotransferase. The transcript has 4 exons. Gene Ontology annotation, molecular function: pyridoxal phosphate binding. Lineage: Eukaryota; Fungi; Ascomycota; Eurotiomycetes; Eurotiales; Aspergillaceae. The coding region runs from base 1 to 1452 and encodes 483 amino acids. Gene Ontology annotation, biological process: biosynthetic process. The record is from RefSeq and is a predicted model, not a curated record.
AUGUCCUUCUCCGGCCGCCGAGUGAGCAUCCUGCGGCCCUCCACCGACCGCCGCCUCUCCACCGGCAAGGGGCUGUCCGACAACGAGCAACGCUCCGAAACCCAUCGUCAAUUCCGCACCGCCCACGAGGGCCACCGACCGCAUGCCGGCCUCGACGCCUCGCGAGCCUCCACGGGCGUCGUCUGGUGCACAGAGCGAGCGACCGAGCAUGGAUUCGCCGAGGACCCGUCCGCCUGGGCCAACCUAGGCCAGGGCGCCCCCGAAGCCGACGACGGGAUCGAGGGCAGUUUCCCACGCCCGACCUCUAUCCCAAUCACCUCCGCCGCCCGCGAGUACGGUCCGACGGCCGGGAUCAAGCCGUUGCGUGCUGCCGUGGCGCGCCUGUACAAUGAGCAUUAUCGCCAGGGCAAGGAGAGCCAGUAUACCUGGGAGAAUGUCUGCAUUGUCCCCGGUGGCCGCGCAGGUCUGAUUCGCAUUGCGGCUAUUCUGGGCAAUUCGUACCUCUCUUUCCCUAUCCCGGAUUACUCGGCGUAUUCGGAGAUGUUGACACUUUUCAAGAAUAUCGCUCCCAUCCCGAUUCCCCUAGCUCAGGACGACCACUACCACAUCCACCCGAACAAGAUCGCUGAGGAAAUCGCCCGUGGCACACAGGUGCUGCUAACCUCUAACCCUCGCAACCCGACGGGUCACGUCGUUUCGCAGGACGAGCUAGCCGAGAUCCAGGACAUUUGCCGGGACCGCGCGACACUCAUCCUCGACGAGUUCUAUGGUGGCUACAACUAUACCACCGAUUGCGACGGUUCCACGAUCAGCGGUGCUGAGCAUGUGGUCGAUGUUAAUAAGGACGAUGUUCUCCUAAUUGACGGUCUCACCAAGCGCUUCCGCCUGCCGGGCUGGCGUAUCGCGUGGGUGGUCGGACCGAAGGAUUUCGUCGAUGCGCUAGGCUCCGCAGGCUCGUACCUUGACGGCGGUGCCAACGCACCCUUUCAAGAGGCCGCGAUCCCAAUGCUCGAGCCGUCGCUGGUGCGUGAGGAGAUGAAGGCGCUGCAGGUGCACUUCCGCGAGAAGCGCGACUUCGUGCUGAAGCGGCUCGCCGAGAUUGGAUUCCGCAUCCAGGACGUGCCCCAGGCCACCUUUUACAUCUGGCUGGACUUGACCUCCCUCGAUCCUCCGCUGCCCAAGGAGGCCAACAUCUCUGAUGGGCUGAACUUCUUUAAUGCCUUGCUAACCGAGAAGGUCAUCGUGGUGCCUGGUAUCUUCUUUGAUCUGAACCCGGCCAAGCGCAGAGAUCUCUUUGAUAGUCCCUGCCACCACUUUGUGCGUCUGAGCUAUGGGCCCAAGAUGGAGGUUCUGAAGAUGGGUCUUGAUGGUAUUGAGCGGGUGAUUAACCGGGCGCGCCAGAUGGGCGGCAAGCCGAGUUGGGACGAUGAGGUUGCUGUUGCGGAUGAUUAG